Durio zibethinus is the source of this 4062-nucleotide messenger RNA. RefSeq names its product Pectin lyase-like superfamily protein. Gene Ontology annotation, molecular function: polygalacturonase activity. Gene Ontology annotation, biological process: carbohydrate metabolic process. The record is from RefSeq and is a predicted model, not a curated record. Lineage: Eukaryota; Viridiplantae; Streptophyta; Magnoliopsida; Malvales; Malvaceae.
ACCCGCUGUGCUGUACCUAAAUAAAUAGCUAAAGGUACGGACAUCCAAGAACCAUUGGUUCAAUUAAUAACUAAUAAGGUUCGUUCAAUUUUGAUAAUACUAAGUGACCGUAGAUUUGAGUUAUCGUGAUCUACUAAUAUGACUUUUCCACGAUAUUUUGAUUAUAUUUCUUAAAAAAAACAGGAAAAUACCAAGGAGACAAUGCAAUUAUUAAAGUAAUUAGUCCUAUUUUACCAAAUUAUUAGUCGUUUUUACUGUAAUCGAAACCCUCAUCAGGUAUUCAGUACAAAAAUAAAACAAUUAACGAUUUAAUCAAAUCAGAGCGUUUAAACGAUGCCCAAAACCUUUUCUUCCAGAUGUCUGUAAUAGAUAGCAUUACAUAUAACUUGCUAAUUUCUGGGCACGGUCGAUAUGGUAAUUCAAAACAAGCUCUGUAUGGUUUCACAAGGAAUCGAAGAAACUGGUCCUACAUUUUCUUAUGUGAUUACUGUUUGUGUGAAUGGAGGUUUUUAUGGAGAAGGAAUUCAGGUUCAUUGCAAGGUGAAUCCAGUUGGGUUUGAAUUGAGUUUGUUUAUCGCAAGCUCACUUGUGAAUCUUUAUCUGCAUAUGGGAUUUGAUGUUUGAUCAAUUGCCUGAGCGGAAUUUAGCUGUAUGGAAGUUGAUGUUAAAUGCGUGUUCGGAGCUCGGUAAAAUAGAGCAAUUAUUUAGGUUGUACGGCAAAAUGGAAUGGGAGGGUUCAAGUCAAAUGGGUUCAGUUUUUGUUAUUUGAUUCACGCUUGUUGUAAUGAAAGGUUUUUAGAUGAAGAAAAGCAGCUGCAUUGCCAUGUGACUAAGACUGCUGCAUUGCCCUGUGAUUAAGGCUGGAUGGGUGGAAUUCAAUGUUUUUGUUGUCAAUGCUUUGUUGGAUUUUUAUUCUGCUUGUGGGAAUUUCAUAGAUGCUAGGAAAGCGUUUUCCUUAAUUCCAGUUGAAGAUGUGAUAUCAUGGAAUUCAAUCAUUGCUGUAUAUGCCGAGAAUAAGUUAUUGUCUGAUGCUUUUAAAUUAUUUAGUAGGAUGCAUUUCUGGUGGGGAAAACCUUCAAUUCGUUCUUUUUUGGUGUUAUUGAAUUUAUCCAGUAGAAGAAGGUAUAUUCUAUAUGGGAGGCAAAUGUACUGUUUUCUUACGAAAAUAGGUUUUAAUUCAGGGAGUGUUCAUAUUCAAUCAGCUUUAGUUGAUAUGUAUGGGAAAUGCGGUGACGUUGAAAGCUUUCUGUCUGUAUGUGGGAGUGGUUCUAAUAGAACUUUGGAGUGUUGUAACUCAUUAAUAACCUCAUUGUUGCACUGUGGUAUCACUGAAGAUGUGUUUGAAAUGUUUGGUUUGAUGGUUGAAGAAGGAAUUGGGAUUGCUGAGGUUACUCCCUUUGCAACGCUGAAAGCUUUAUCAGUGUCUACUUGGGCGAGUUUGGACAGCUGAAAACUGUUGCACUAUUGUGCUAUAAAAUCCAGUUAUGAAUAUGAUAUUGCAGUUUCAUGUUCUCUUUUUGAUGUGUAAUCAAGAUGUGGGCACGUUGAGCUCUCUUGCUAGGUUUUCAAAACACUUUAUUCACCAAGUGUCUUCUGCUUCAAAUCUAUAAUCAAUGGAUAUACCCGAAAUAGGAUGGGGAGAGAAGGUGUGAGCCUGUUGGAAGCAAUGAUCCAGAAGGGCUGGAUACCUGAUAAAGUGACAUUCUUCUGUGUUUUAAGUGGGUGCAACCAUGCAGGGUUGGUUGAACUUUGAAGAAGGAAAGUCGGUGUUUAACCUAAUGAAAUCUUUCUAUGGCAUUUGCCCAGAACGGCAUCAUUUUUCAGUAUUAUCCAUCUUUAAGGCCGUGCAGGUCUGCUGGGUGAAGCUGAUGAGUUGCUGCAACAGGCACCUGGAGGAGGAGAUUCUGUAAUGUGUAGGGUCCACACGAAUUAAAUAGUGGGAAAGAGAGCAGCAAAAGUCUUGAUGGAGCUUGGCAAGAGGAUUUUGCCAUUUAUUUGCAGGUGUCAAAUUUUUACUCUGAAAGUAGGGGAAUUUGAAGCCUCUUUGCAAAUUAGAGAGACUGAUAUGGCAAGAAAGGUGAUGAGGGAGAUUGGUCACAGUUUAAUUGAGGUGAAGACUAACUGCUGACAUUCAAUUUUUAUACCCAUAAAAUUUAACCGAGCAUGGUCAUCAAAUGGAGAACUUUGGAACAAUGCUUGCUCGUCUGUUUCAGCUUCAUUUCCAUGAAACCGAAACCUGUUUGUGAAGUCUGCAUCUUUUGCUUAAAUCUUCUAAAGAGCAGUUGCUUUAGCUUGAAGCCUUUGGCUUGUAACAGGAAAAGGACCUUUCCCUCCUGACUCGCUAAUUCAAUUUUCGUUUGAGGUAACAUGUUAUAUGACAACUUCAACAUGCUUGAAGAGCUUGAAGACCUGGACAUAGCAGAAGAAGAUGCUGAAGUUUUUGAGUUCCCAUGUUGGACAAGUCAACGUGGUAGCAAGGUUCUUGUAAAUGUGGAUAGCUUUGGUGCAGUUGGAGAUGGAGUUUCUGAUGACACCCAGGCUUUUAGAAAAGCAUGGGACACAGCGUGCUCUACUCCAAAAUCAGUUUUCUUGGUUCCUCCUGGACGCCGUUAUUUAGUUAACGCUACGAAGUUUAGGGGACCAUGUGCAGAUAGGUUGGUUGUUCAGAUUGAUGGAACAAUAGUAGCACCAGAUGAACCUAAGAACUGGGACCGAGAUCUUUCACGACUGUGGCUUGAAUUUACUAAACUGCAGGGAGUGGUGUUCCAAGGAAAUGGAAUUAUUGAUGGAUCUGGUGGCAAAUGGUGGGCAUCUUCUUGCAAAAAGAACAAGUCAAAUCCUUGCAGAGGGGCACCAACAGCACUGACUAUAGAUUCAAGCUCAUCUAUUAGGGUAAAAGGCCUUACUAUUCAGAACAGCCAACAGAUGAAUUUCGUUAUUUCCAAAUCUGAAUCUGUUCGAGUAUCUGAAGUACAAGUCUCAUGUCCAGGAGACAGCCCAAACACUGAUGGGAUCCACAUCACUGGGUCAACUAAUGUUAUUCUUCAAGACUGCAAAAUAGGAACAGGGGAUGAUUGCAUCUCAAUUGUUAAUGAUUCAUCUGCUAUAAAGAUGAAGAGAAUAUAUUGUGGACCAGGACAUGGAGUAAGCAUUGGAAGCCUUGGGAAGGAUAACUCCACGGGCAUAGUCACAAAGGUGGUUUUGGAUACAGCACUCCUCAGGGAGACUGCAAAUGGAGUCAGGAUUAAAACUUGGCAGGGUGGUUCCGGUUAUGUUCGUGGUGUGCGUUUUGAAAAUGUAAGGAUGGAAGAUGUUGCUAACCCCAUCAUUAUCGAUCAAUUCUACUGUGAUUCGCCAACAAACUGCCAAAACCAGACAUCAGCAGUGCAAGUAAGCCAGAUUAUGUAUCGAAACAUUACUGGGACGACAGAAAGCAAGGAAGCAAUGAAGUUCGCCUGCAGUGAUACUGUUCCCUGUAGCAAUAUAGUCCUGAGCAAUGUAAACUUAGAGAAGAAGGAUGGCACAGUGGAGACCUACUGCAACUCUGCCCGAGGCUUUGGCUACGGGGUUGUGCAUCCUUCAGCGGACUGCCUAAGUUCCCAUGACAAAGGCUCUAUUCUCAUUGAUCAGAAAGAAAAUGCUAAGUUUGCUGAACCCACUGUUCAUGCUGAACUCUAAGCUCCCUAUAGGCACAUAAAUAAUGAUGUGAUAGUAUUAUUGCACAAGAGUAACUUAACUAGAGCAGUAGAGGUCCGAGGAGGUUUGAGGCUCGAGUUGAAAUUUUUAUGGGAAAUUUCGGAUGCCAUUGAUGUUAUGCACAAACUGCAUUGAAACUAAUCCUGACAAUAAUAGCAAGGAUAUGUAAAAUGCAGUUAAUAUACCUAGUAAUAUUGAAGAAGAAAAAUCAAUUUAAUGAAAUUACUUACAUUUUGAUAUGAAAGUGCAAUUGUACUCUUUCGACAGGGUCCAUUUUGUAACUUGCAACACAAGUACACAAUCCCUACUGCAGGAAACUCCAAAAAUGAUCCUCAAGUGAUGUAGCCAUACUUCCAUAUGUUUGUU